Sardina pilchardus (European sardine) is the source of this 1436-nucleotide messenger RNA. RefSeq lists its product as uncharacterized. The transcript has 4 exons. Gene Ontology annotation, molecular function: zinc ion binding. The record is from RefSeq and is a predicted model, not a curated record. Bases 103 to 729 code for a protein of 208 amino acids. NCBI's taxonomy places the organism in Eukaryota, Metazoa, Chordata, Actinopteri, Clupeiformes, Clupeidae.
GCUCAACAUCAGCAGCAAUGAAGAAUAAAGGAUUCAGACUGUAUGUAACAAACUACAUACACAACUACGAAGAUUGUUCUGAGGGAUUCAAAGCCUGUGACGAUGGAAAGCUGUUCGUGUACGUGUGUGGCUGGCACUGCCCUGUGCAACCACGUGGCAGCUCUAAUGUAUCAAACAGCGCACUAUUCACAGCUGGAGCUCAAGGCCGUUCCACCAGUGCACAGCUGCACAGAGACAGAGCAGAGGUGGCACAAACCACGAACCAUGGGUGUUAAACCUGGUCCGGUGAGUAAGAUGGUGGUCCUCUCAGCCCGACCAAAAGAAAGAAGGCUUGUAGAAGGAAUCAGAAGCAACCUGUAUAGGGGAGUAACUUCCCCUUUGCCUGUACCAGCCACACUUAAUGUCGGAGCAGUGUACCAGGACAUUCCAGCUGAUCUGGCUCCCAUGAUAACAACGAUGUCGAUAUCAAAGGAUGUACCUCUGGUUGACUCCAUGUUCGGGAGAGUUCAGGAGGGAAGUGUGCUGUCAUAUCAGAUGCCCGCAAAGGUAGUGCCCCGCACCUUUCCACAUGAAGAUGCUCCUUCACCCCCACAGCUGCCACUCAGUGAUUACAGACUUCAGCCAUCAAACUGUGCUUUUGUCUACACUGAACAGCAACAUCAUCACAUGGCAUCCCUAGAAACAUCACUAGAGAUGGCACACAAAAUAGAAGUCUCUACUAAAAAAUAGAGUACCUGUACUGAGUGGCACCAACUUCGACACCCCCGCAUCACCUCGACCAGAUUUAGAGAGGUCUGUCACACAAAAGCACUAACAUCUGCUGAAAAUCUGGCCAAACGGCUUCUCAGACCUUGCCAUCAGACAGCUGACAUGAGGAGGGGGCUUGAAAUGGAAUGUACAGCGAUAGAGGAAUACUGUAGAGUAAGAGAAGUUAACCACUAUCAGUGCGGGUUUCUUAUUCAUCCUGAUGCCCCAUGGAUGGGCUCGUCCCCUGAUGGGAUAGUCUAUGACCCCAAGAGCCAGCCUGUCUUUGGACUGGUUGAAGUUAAGUGUCCAAACGUUCCAAGCUAUGUGGACUGUCCAUACAUUGCACUCUCUGAUGGAACACCAUCUUUAAGGAAAACCCAUCCUUACUUCUGGCAGAUACAGGGCCAGAUGCUGAUUUCUGGAUGUGAGUGGUGUGAUUUUGUUGUUUACACACAGGAAGACAUGUUCGUGGAAAGGAUUCCCCGUGACAAUGAAAUCACAGACAUCAUCAGAGAGAGGGUUGAUCACUUUUUUUUCUAUGUUUUUCUUAGCACUUUCUUGUGUAGCAAAGAGUGAGAUGUUAUGUUUUUUAUGUUUUUUUUUUUUUAUUAUUAUUUAAUGUCCACAUUUAAAGAAACACAUGAACAUGAGUUUAAUAAAAUGGCUGACUAAUAAAACUAGUAGAAUUG